GGCUGGCGGGGGCGGCGAGGCGGUUCCUUCGAGCGCGCUAGUUUGUUCCGUGAAGGGAGUGAGAACGGUUAGGCGCACUCGGCCACCUUCCGUUCCCCGCGUAGUGCUGUAGAUACGGCCGAUAACGCCCACGGCCGUUUCUGGUCGGAAGUUACGGUGGUUGGGGCGUUUCGGCCCUCGGCGUGAGAUGCGAUCGCUUAUUGCACGCGGAGCCUGAGUCGUCCGGCAGGUCACGCUAGCAGGCUCGCGCUGUGGGGACGCUGCUGAAAAGUGAGACGACUGCCGACCCGUCGCGGUGUCUCCGCAGCUCCCCGCUCGCAGAGCCAGGGAGAUGUCCUUUGCUUCUCAGAUGUAAUGCACUUUAAGUUUGUUAUUCAACAGUGAAAAUGAGUCAUACAGAGGUUAAAUUAAAAAUACCUUUUGGAAAUAAAUUACUAGAUGCUGUUUGUUUGGUACCUAACAAGAGCUUAACAUAUGGAAUAAUUCUUACACAUGGAGCGUCAGGAGAUAUGAACCUUCCUCAUUUGAUGUCACUGGCAUCCCAUCUUGCAUCUCAUGGUUUUUUUUGCCUGAGAUUUACCUGUAAAGGCCUUAAUAUUGUACAUAGAAUUAAGGCAUAUAAAUCAGUUUUGAAUUACCUAAAGACCUCAGGAGAAUACAAACUGGCAGGUGUUUUCCUUGGUGGUCGUUCAAUGGGCUCAAGAGCAGCUGCUUCUGUAAUGUGCCAUAUUGAGCCAGAUGAUGCUGAUGAUUUUGUUCGAGGUCUCAUUUGUAUUUCUUACCCACUGCACCAUCCAAAGCAGCAACAUAAACUUAGAGAUGAAGAUCUCUAUCGUAUAAAAGAUCCUGUAUUGUUUGUGUCAGGGUCAGCAGAUGAAAUGUGUGAAAAGAACUUGUUGGAGAAAGUGGCACAGAAAAUGCAAGCUCCCAAUAAAAUCCACUGGAUUGAGAAGGCAAAUCAUUCCAUGGCAGUGAAAGGACGGUCAACAAAUGAUGUUUUCAAAGAAAUAAAUACACAGAUUUUGUUUUGGAUCCAGGAAAUCACUGAAAUGGACAAGAAAUAAUUGUAUUUAGCUAAAAGCUAUGUUAUUUUGAAUACAGAUACAGUUCAUUUGAUAAAGAACAUCACACCUCAGCAUUAUGAGAUAUUUCAGAUGAAUUUAAUGUUCUUUAAUGUUUCCCCCAUUUUUAAAAUACGUUUUAAUUGUGGAAAUUAAGGUCCUUUAUAAAAUAUCAUUUGAAAGCACUGUUGUAUAAAGAUGAUGUACAAAUAUUGAAGGUGGUCUAAAUAUAAUUUAUUUUCAUUAAUAUAGUUAAGUUUUGAAAAAAAAUUAAACAUUUGAAUUUUGUUACAA
Messenger RNA from Callorhinus ursinus (northern fur seal), 1355 nucleotides. The record is from RefSeq and is a predicted model, not a curated record. Lineage: Eukaryota; Metazoa; Chordata; Mammalia; Carnivora; Otariidae.